GAAAUCCGCUGCGACUUGCUCAAAGCCGGGGCACUCCGCGUGUAUCUUUGGGUGCUCCUCUGCCAACUGUCAGGUGUGGACACAGCAACCGCACAGCGGUUGUGGAGAGAGUGUUGGCAGCUACAGGACGAGGAGGAUCAGGAGGAGCCGGAUGUCGAGGACGAGGAGGAAGCGGACUCCGAGGACGACAUGCCCAAGACCACAGCCCCGGCCGAAUUUCGCAUGCCGGUCGAAGCUGACUUCGCCCUUGGGGGGAUGCGCUUGUCCAGCAGCUUCCUGCAGAGCGUCACCACUCUCGCCACGGCAGAGCGCCGCCGCUUGAUCUUUGGGUCGGAUAUCCUAUGCACGUGA
Molecule: messenger RNA, 351 nt
Organism: Symbiodinium necroappetens
Lineage: Eukaryota; Dinophyceae; Suessiales; Symbiodiniaceae
Source: the annotation of a GenBank genome assembly